AUGAAGAAUAAUCUUGUGUGGGCUUUAGCCCUACUUACUUUGUAUGACACCGUCGCGGCGCCAGGCCCCCUCAUCGUCACCGUGCCAGGCCCCCUCAUCGUCUCCGUUUGUGGCUUUUCUGGAGAUAAUGAGCACAUUAAGGUUGCACUUACUUUCAAGCUGGAGGAUAAAACAAUUCGUCGGCGCCUGUACAAGGCCCUGAAGAGCUCUAUGACCAUAGGAGAACUGAGGCAAGCGCUGCGAACAAAGGAGAAAUGGGUAGGAGAUCUCUCAAGCGUCACGUCUGUUCUUCCAGCAGACACGGGUAUCGACAUGUCUAUUUCGGCAGACGAAACCCACAGAAUCGUUCAGCGCGACUCCGUGACGUUGGGCGCACUGCUACGACAACAACAGGCUGCUAUGGUGGCGGAGGCGGGCGGCAAACCCAAGGCUUCCGUUGGAGGUAAAACCGAUUACUCAACCCGGUUAUCCGGGCAAAAUCCAGAUGACAUCAGUGACGCGCUUAGGCUCACGGUAACGUACUCUCCAGUGCAAGACAAAUCAAAUCCUUUGCUUGGAACUGAUUGGCAUCGAACUCGCACACUGCGGUUCGAUCCGUCCUCGAAAAGCGCUGCCGAAGAGAGGAGGAUUAAACGACUGCAAAGAUGCAUAUGUCCUUUACUAUACCGGCCCGUUUGUGGUGUCGACGGCACCACAUACAGCAACGAGUGCUUACUGAAGUGCAAUAAAGUCCGCCUGGAUCAUGAUGGACCCUGCGAAGACGGCUCUGACCCGUCCCCUGGACCGACAGAUCAGGAGAUAGCAGACUGCCCUUGCCCACUUUUGGACGAUCCCGUUUGCGGCAAAGACAAUAACACCUACAGCAACGCUUGUGUGAUGAGAUGCCACGGUAUACGCCUCGCGUAUAAAGGUCAGUGCUUGGCAGACAGUCGAAGCUCAGUUACCGGGUGCCACUGCUCUGACCGCGUAGAUCCUGUGUGUGGUAUGGAUGGAAACACGUACACCAAUCAGUGUGUGAUGCGGUGCAAUAGCAUAAAGAAGAAGCACCAUGGGGCGUGCAGCAGCAUCGGCAGUCCAGACAACUGCAACUGCUCAGACGGCGUCGAUCUCGUGUGCGGCCAGGAUGGAGUAACAUACAACAACGCAUGCUUCUUGGAAUGCCACGGCGCGUCGCUGGAUCACCGGGGAGCAUGCGAUCUCCUCCGGGGGGCAGGAACAGAAGAGGCAUGUGGCUGCAGCCUCGAGUUCCAGCCUGUAUGUGGCAGAGAUGGCCAGACGUACUCAAAUAAGUGCAUGCUCAAAUGCAAGGGUGCUAAGCUGGCUCAUAAAGGCGAAUGCAUCCCCGCAUCUGGAGAUGACACUAAGGAAUGCAGCUGCCCCCUUGUCGAGGAUCCAGUUUGCGGCAGAGACGGAACAACAUACGCAAGCCACUGCGUCAUGAGGUGCAAGGGUGUCCGUUUGGCAUACCGUGGAGAAUGCAAGCCAGAAGAUGACGAGGUUUGCGACUGUCCGAAGGAUUUUGACCCCGUUUGUGGCAAGGACGGCGUCACGUACCAGAAUAGGUGCCAUCUGAAAUGUGCUCGCGUCCGGCUCAGCCAUGGUGGUGAGUGCGAUUCCGACUCAAGCUGUCAGUGCAAGCUUGCGCGGCCAGGCGCUGUUUGUGGCAUCGACGGAAAAACAUACGAAAACCGCUGCCUUCUACGAUGCAGUAAAACGCGACUUGACUACACCGGCCCCUGCGUCAAUGACGAGAACGUCACUUCAUCGCAGCCCUCGUUGAAAACGGAAUCAAUCCCGGAGAGGGAGUGUGCAUGCCCCUACAACCUUGACCCAGUGUGUGGUCAGGAUGGCAGGACUUACAGCAACAAGUGUCUUAUGCGCUGCAGCGGAGUUAGGUGGAAACAUGAUGGUGAGUGCAGCAACGAACAGAAAGCAUGCGGCUGCCCGAAGAAGUACGAUCCCGUUUGCGGAAGAGACGGUAACACUUACGAGAAUAAUUGCCUCAUGAGAUGCGCAAAAGUCUCACUAAAACACCGGGGGCCAUGUGAGGAACAGAAGGACGGCAAUGAAGCGCCCAGCAGCUGCGGGUGCCCCCGCGUAACUGACCCUGUGUGUGGCAGGGACGGCAAGACAUACGAAAAUCAGUGUCUACUCAGAUGUGAAAAGGUCAAACUCAAGCACCGCGGGCAGUGCGGGGACGACACGUCUUCUACCUUCUGCAAGUGCUCCAAAGCUCUCAACCCGGUCUGUGGUUCGGACGGUACAACUUAUGGUAACGAAUGUUUGCUUCGGUGCGCGAACGUCACCAUGGAGCACCAGGGGCCCUGUGAAUCACAAGAGCAGGACAGCUGGACUGGAUGCAUCUGUCCCGCAGUUUGGGAUCCCGUCUGCGGAGAAGAUGGGAGAACCUAUCCGAAUGCAUGCACCCUAAAGUGCAAAAAGGCGAUUCUUGAACAUAAGGGAGAAUGCAAGGAGACUAGUCAGGCCGACUCUCCAGUCGGUGAAGCGGAUGAACGGGGUUCGGACACACAGAAUGUGGAAAACAGGAGCAGAUCAAACCUGGCAGGAAAGGCUCACGUGGCAUUCAAGAUGUCAUCAACCACUCCUAGAUCAGGAACUAUUUGGAGCAGAGGGGCCCCCGAGCCAUUCUUGAGCAGGGUCCAGUAA
Besnoitia besnoiti is the source of this 2667-nucleotide messenger RNA. Its product is annotated as Kazal-type serine protease inhibitor domain-containing protein. The transcript has 2 exons. Bases 1 to 2667 code for a protein of 888 amino acids. The record is from RefSeq and is a predicted model, not a curated record. Lineage: Eukaryota; Apicomplexa; Conoidasida; Eucoccidiorida; Sarcocystidae. Gene Ontology annotation, molecular function: protein binding.